Messenger RNA from Cuscuta europaea, 1702 nucleotides. The record is from the annotation of a GenBank genome assembly. NCBI's taxonomy places the organism in Eukaryota, Viridiplantae, Streptophyta, Magnoliopsida, Solanales, Convolvulaceae.
UGAGUAACAGCUGUACCGCUCUCCCGGUACGAUCUUACAAUUUGCCGAAGAAAUAGAAAAGAGAAAAAGAAAUCUUCCCUCAACCAUACCCAAUCCUGAAAAACUUUUCUUGCUUUUGUUCGUUGAAAUAAACAGACACAGAGAGUAGUUUACGUUUAUAAUCAAAUUCUGUUGAUCCAAACGCGCCUCAGUAAGCACGCCACAGUUCUGAUGAAAUUCUGUUGCGCGAGACGACUUAGAUAGGCGAGGAAGGCUUCUAACGGUAUUCAAAGCAAGAGAUAGAGAGAGAAGGAGAAGGUGUGUGAGUGAGAUGGCUGCUGCUAGUACCGAGAAGCUUCCAGUGGAGAUGCGUAAGGGCGUCAAUGGCCUCGAUAAAGUCGUCCUCCGGGAGGCUCGCGGCAGUUCCGCCGAGGUGUAUCUCUAUGGGUGCCAUGUUACCUCCUGGAAAAAUGAACACGGAGAAGAGAUGCUCUUUGUCAGUAGUAAGGCCAUUUUCAAGCCUCCAAAAGCAAUUCGAGGAGGUAUCCCUAUAUGCUUUCCUCAGUUCUCAAACCUUGGACCUCUUGAGCCACACGGGUUUGCUAGAAACAGGUUUUGGAGCUUCGACAAGGAUCCUCCUCCGGCCCCAACAAACUCUAGGUCAUUUGUCGACUUAAUAUUAAAGCCUUCUGAGGACGACAUGAAAAUCUGGCCUCACAGCUAUGAGUUCCGCUUGAGGUUAACCUUGGGACCUGGUGGAGAUCUUAUGCUAACAUCUCGAAUAAGAAACACCAACACUGAUGGAAAGCCUUUCACCUUUACAUUUGCAUAUCACACAUAUUUCUCUGUUUCAGACAUCAGUGAAGUUCGUGUUGAGGGGCUAGAGACACUGGAUUAUCUUGAUAACUUGCAGGGUAGGGAGCGGUUCACAGAACAAGGCGAUGCUAUUACUUUCGAAGGAGAAGUUGAUAAAAUAUACCUUAGCACUCCAUCAAAAAUUGCCAUCCUUGAUCAUGAAAAGAAAAGGACAUUUGUGAUUCGCAAGGAUGGACUUCCUGAUGCAGUGGUGUGGAAUCCUUGGGACAAGAAGUCAAAAGCCAUGACCGACUUUGGGGAUGAUGAAUACAAGCACAUGCUGUGUGUGGAAGCUGCAGCAAUCGAAAAAGCUAUCACAUUGAAACCUGGUGAAGAGUGGAGAGGACGGCAGGAAAUCUCUGCUGUUCCUUCUAGUUAUUGCAGUGGACAGCUAGAUCCUCGAAAAGUUCUCCACUAAUAUUGUGUACAGGCGUUCUGCUGCAAUUUAUGGCGGGAAUACAACUGCUACCUCUGUUAAAAUCUUCUGUUUGACAUUUUUUGUCUAUGACAUUUUCCCUAUAUUGAAUAGAAGUUGGAUAUGAGUAGUCAAGACUGGAAUAAUGUUUGGUAUUGGAAGGACAGCCAUUCUGGCGCCAUGUGUUAGUUUAAUGAAGAUGCAUGGCCAAGAUGGUUACAGAUUAGUAAUACUCUGGUACUUUUUGUGUAGGGUAUAUCCUGAAUGAAGAAGUCUUGUCAAUUCUAUACAAAUUCUGUAAUUCAUCUAAUAUGUUGAAGCACAUAAAGCAUGUAUGUGCCAGCAAUAUUUCAUGCCCACGUUCUAGGCAAGUUCAUUGGAAUGACAAACUGAUCGGCCACACAUGACAUCAUUUAGUGCUCAUGUGGUUUUAAUAACGUACUUGGAGUUGUA